This is a messenger RNA of Talpa occidentalis (Iberian mole), 556 nucleotides long. RefSeq names its product WAP four-disulfide core domain 2 (gene WFDC2). The transcript is spliced from 4 exons. Bases 18 to 392 code for a protein of 124 amino acids. The record is from RefSeq and is a predicted model, not a curated record. Gene Ontology annotation, cellular component: extracellular region. Gene Ontology annotation, biological process: antibacterial humoral response; innate immune response. NCBI's taxonomy places the organism in Eukaryota, Metazoa, Chordata, Mammalia, Eulipotyphla, Talpidae. Gene Ontology annotation, molecular function: peptidase inhibitor activity.
GCCCGCCCGGCUGCACCAUGCCUGCCCGCCCGGGCCUGGGCCUGCUCGCUGCCGCCCUCCUCGGCCUGCUGCUGCUCGGCCUACCCCCGGUCACAGGUGCAGCAGCAGAAAAAACAGGGGUGUGCCCCCAGCUAACGGAGGGCCAGAACUGUACACAGGAGUGCAAGUCCGAUGGCGAGUGCGCGGACAACCUCAAGUGCUGCCCAGCCGGCUGCGCCACCAUUUGCCAGAUGCCCAAUGAAAAGCAGGGCUCCUGCCCCCAGAUGGAAUCUGGGAUCCCCCAGCUCGGCCUCUGCGUAGACCAGUGCCAGGUGGACAGCCAGUGUUCCGGCCAGUUGAAAUGCUGCCGCAAUGGUUGUGGGAAGAUAUCCUGUGUCACACCUGUCUUCUGAGCCCGGAACAGUGCAGUGCAAGUGUAGAAGUUUCUGCCUGGCCCUGUCUCGCUCCCGCCCAGCUUCUGCCCCUUCCUGGCCUCUGCACUCCCUCCUGACCACAGCUCGUCCUCUUCCAACCAAUAAAGUGACCACUUCCAGCACUGGUGGGGCGGUAACCUCGU